Molecule: messenger RNA, 1093 nt
Organism: Hevea brasiliensis (rubber tree)
Lineage: Eukaryota; Viridiplantae; Streptophyta; Magnoliopsida; Malpighiales; Euphorbiaceae
Product: 54S ribosomal protein L24, mitochondrial
Exons: 3
Coding region: 229-864 (211 amino acids)
Cellular component (GO): mitochondrial large ribosomal subunit
Molecular function (GO): structural constituent of ribosome
Source: RefSeq, a predicted model, not a curated record
UAUGGUAAGUGGGCUUUCGAAUGGGUCGGAUUGUUGACCAAAAGGCCAAACCCGAUUGGUAGAGCUCAGGGUUUUAGUCUGUUCAAUAGUAUAUUAACACUCUAGUUCUGAGCUCCGACCUCGAAGGGUUUUACUGAAAUCAAUCCAUCGUUCUGAGAUUCACGAAGAAAGAGGAAAAUCAAUAGCUAACCGUAGUCCAGAAUCCAGAGCGAGCUAGAAAAUAUUGAAAUGGCAUUUAGAGGGAAGGAGAUGAUGAAGAAAGUACUGAAAAAGGUAGGAGAGAACAAUUUUACACCUGGAGUUAAGGAAUCUCUGAAGAAAUCCAUACCUGAUAGCAGGGUCGUUAUGGGCCGAGCCAAGCGUGGCCUUUUUGCCGGCCGCCAUAUCCAGUUCGGCAAUCGCAUUAGUGAAGAUGGUGGUAACAAGUCAAGGAGAACUUGGAAGCCAAAUGUCCAGGAGAAGAGGCUGUUUAGCUACAUCUUAGACCGCCACAUUAGAGUCAAAGUUACUACUCAUGCCCUUCGUUGCAUAGACAAGGCAGGAGGGAUCGAUGAGUACCUUCUGAAGACUCCUUACCAGAAAAUGGACACAGAAAUGGGCCUCUUCUGGAAAGCUAAGAUUGAAAAGAUGUAUGAAGAGCUUGGGAAGAUGGAGGUAGCCUUCUUUUCGCCUGAAGAUGAAGCCAAGCUUGAGCAGGGUUUCAAAGAUUUAAAACUAUCUGAGCGGGAGGCUCGUAAGCAGUUCAGACAACAGAUGUACGCCACAAUGGCCAAACAGAAGCAAGCGGACGAGGGAAGAAGCUAUAUUAGUUUCGUCUUAGCAAGCUCUGAUGAUUAUCCUGAAAAGAUAGUGGCUAACUAUUGAGUUUAAACCUCGUUAAUUAGCCUGGGGAUGUUGGUCAAAUUUUUGCCUAGUCUGAAGUUUUUGUUUGUUCAUCUGUAAUGUGUUUUAAUAUUGGAAUUUUUAGUGAUUAGAAUAUGGAGUCUGGCCAAAAAGCUUUUAUGCUAAUAUAGGCAAUUAGAAAUCCCUGUAAAAUUUUCUUUGCAAGUGCUUGCAAUUAUUAGUUAAGAUAAUUGUGGCAGAAUUCCUUCUA